UCUAGCUGACCCGUUCUCCUUCUGAAGGGGCCCUCUCUAGCAUCAACUCUAGUCGACGUAGUCUAUAUCAUGUUACACUUCCGCCGUCUAGUUACCCUUCUGCAUCACCAUAUUAUUCUCUUACAAAAUAUUUUGCGAGACUCGUUAAGAAAAAAAUUAUAACGAGACAAAUGCUGCGUAAACUUUUACAUGAAAAAACAUGGGCAAAAGCACUGGAAUUAACAGGUUUACCAGUGAGGCGAAGACAUAAAAAUCAUAUUAAACUUAAAAUUGAUAACGACGGUACAAUUGCAACAGAUACAGAAUAUUUGACCAGCGACAGAGAAUCAGGUGACAGUGAUAGAGAAGUUGAAAUAACUGAAAGUUAUGAAAAUUCAAGUGGUGCAGACGCUGAAGCCAGUAGUUCCACGAAAAUGUCAAGGCAAAAUGCUGUAGAUAGCAUUGGUCCAAGAACCAUAUCAUCGUCUGGUAGUAGUUGGGGUAGUAAUUUUGGAUACGUUCGCUAUUUCGAUACUUCUACAGAUAUGCAGUUUGAUGUCCCUGAAACAAAAAUUAAAGGAGAUUGUACAAAAAAUUUGUUUAUGACAGAUUCAUCUAAAGCAGAUAACAUGAAUGCUGAUUUAGUAGAUUACAGUUUGCAAAGAUCAUCUCGAAACAAUAACUUAAAUGUUCGUAAUAAUGUCCAACAUUCCGAUAGCGCCGAAAAUUCUAGUUUCGAAAUUAGAAAUUACAUGGGUUGUGAAGAUCUAGUAAAUAUGGAUCAAAAUAUGCAAAUCAAUAAUAUAAUACACGAAGAAACUGAUUUUAUUCCAACCAGGCGAAGUUAUCCUAACUACAGUGCCCGAAAUGAUAUAAUACCUAAACUAUGGAAGUCCACCGAGGAGAGUUAUUCCUAUGAAGAUCAAUGUAAUAACAAUAUUGUCAUGUCAGAUUUACUAAAAGUUCUUGAUCCUCCGUCGCCUAAAUAUGAUCGACACUAUUCUAUAGGUUCGAUAAUUAUAGAACCACCGCCUAUGUUCCGUAAUGACGAAGAAGAUCUUAAAAUAAUAAAUGUUAAUUUGAAUGCCAAUGUACCAUUUCGUAAACAUUCGCUCAAUUCAGAUAAAAGAAUUAGGCGAUCUGUGUCAAGAUCAAUGGUGGAAACAGAAAAUAAGAAUAAUAAUAAUAAUCAUUUAGAAAGAAUGAGUUCUCAAUCUGAAUCUUCAAAAAUGCGUCGCAAAUGUGAGUGCUGUAAUAGAUCGCUAUGUCCGAGCCCACGGUCUUCGGACUCGGGAGUUGCGGGGAGUUGUAAUUUGGCAUCACCAGAAUUAAACAUGCAUGGAAAUGAUUCCGACAGUCAUGACAAAGCAUCCGAUGAUUUAAAGGACUCACUCAAUAACUUAUCUCAAAGUACUUUAGAAAAUCGAAAGCUAACUUUAUCGGAGAUUGAAGCUGCUACUUUUGAAGAACAGUGCAGAUGUACAUCGCCGUUUGGCUCGACAGCGAGAACGUCUUGUGACACAAGCGUUACUUCAGAGACUAGCUUUGACGUGAAAGACUUAUCGAACACAAAUCUUAAAUCGACAUAUGUAGCAACACCUCCUUUGCUUUCGCCACUAAUAAAACGAACAUCUAUACGUAGAAAUAUAGAACGAUAUGUGCCCGAAAUAAAAAUUAAACCUGAAGUACCUCCUCGCGUUUAUCGAAAGCCCAGUACGCACAUAGAAAUUCCUAAAAAUGUUCGACAGCCGGUAGCUAGCCAAUGGAGCACUAUAAACAUAACCGAGCGCACAAAGCCUAGUUUGCAUUACCACAUGCGUAUAUACAGAGAAAAACAAGAUGAUGACACGAAUAGGUUAUCACGAAAAGAUAUUUCACGUAAUUGCGAUAUUUAUAACAAAGAAAAUAAACGCAAAUGUGACAGAUCUUCUGUAGUAGAUCAGAAAACUCGUUCGCGUAGUGAAGAUAUGUCGAAAUCGCAGAAGGGUUUGACGGAAGCUAAAACGGGCUUUGUGGUGUACCGGUCCGACCUGUACGCCCAUUGGUGGAUGAAAGCCAAAUUACCUAUUACCGUGGUCACCGACUCAGAUGGCCAUGAGCGACAGUAAUAACGAGUUGUCUUCGGGCCUCGGUAACCACAAAAGAUCCCAUUCAUUCAACAACCACCAAAGCUACACUCAACAUACUCAGCAAAC
Molecule: messenger RNA, 2174 nt
Organism: Melitaea cinxia (Glanville fritillary)
Lineage: Eukaryota; Metazoa; Arthropoda; Insecta; Lepidoptera; Nymphalidae
Gene: RtGEF
Product: rho guanine nucleotide exchange factor 7
Exons: 2
Coding region: 171-2087 (638 amino acids)
Molecular function (GO): protein binding; guanyl-nucleotide exchange factor activity
Source: RefSeq, a predicted model, not a curated record